Molecule: messenger RNA, 1071 nt
Organism: Hyalella azteca
Lineage: Eukaryota; Metazoa; Arthropoda; Malacostraca; Amphipoda; Hyalellidae
Gene: sau
Product: Golgi phosphoprotein 3 homolog sauron
Exons: 6
Coding region: 107-982 (291 amino acids)
Biological process (GO): retrograde vesicle-mediated transport, Golgi to endoplasmic reticulum; Golgi to plasma membrane protein transport; Golgi vesicle budding
Cellular component (GO): trans-Golgi network; Golgi cisterna; cytosol
Molecular function (GO): phosphatidylinositol-4-phosphate binding
Source: RefSeq, a predicted model, not a curated record
CAGCUGGGCUGAUUGUUGCGUUGGCAGGGCAGUCACAUUUUAGAUGAGUAUUAGAAUUAGUGCGCACUUAUCUUGAACUCUAAAUUGUUUGUAUACAAUUGUCAAUAUGAGUCACUCAGAUGGACUGGUUCACCGUCGGAAUGUGAAUCGAAGUACUGCUGAUAGUGUGAAUCAAAAUAACGACAACAAUGAGGACAAAAGACGCAACUCGAACGGCGGAGAAGAGGAUUUGGAAGAUGGUGAUUCAAAGGAUACAAGACUCACACUAAUGGAAGAAGUGUUGCUUCUUGGACUCAAAGAAAAGGAGGGUUAUACUAGUUUUUGGAAUGACUGCAUCUCAAGUGGCUUGCGGGGCUGCAUUCUCAUUGAGCUGGCGCUCAGGGGGCGCAUUGAGCUGGAAAAAGCAGGCAUGAGGCGCAAAACUUUGCUCAACAGGAAGGUUGUGGUGACGCGUAAUGAGCAGGCAACUGGGGAUGUUCUGCUUGAUGAAGCCCUGAAGCAUAUCAGAGAAACAACACAGCCUGAAACUGUUCACAGCUGGAUUGAAUAUCUUUCAGGAGAGUCAUGGAACCCACUAAAACUGCGCUACCAGCUCCGCAACGUACGUGAGCGUCUUGCCAAGAAUCUUGUGGAAAAGGGAGUUCUUACCACAGAAAAACAGAACUUCCUUGUCUUUGACAUGACCACACACCCUCUCACAGACAACUUAAUCAAGACCAAGCUUGUCAAGAAAGUACAGGAUGCUGUGCUCAGUCGCUGGGCAGGCGAGGCCUCCAGAAUGGACAGGAGGAUUCUUGCUCUCCUCUUCCUGGCCCACGCGUCUGACGUGCUUGAGAACGCCUUCAGUCCGCUCUCUGAUGAUGAUUAUGAGGUUGCCAUGAAGCGUGUACGCGAUCUGCUAGACUUGGACCUGGAGGCGGAGGCAGCUCGUCCUAACGCCAACGAGCUCAUGUGGGCCGUCAUCUCAGCCUUCGUCAAGUAGUCGAGCCCUCGACUCGUCUACUUAUUCGCACGCACUCUUAGAAAAAACCGUGAAAAAACGGUCCCACUGGCGUUCUAGUGGCCGGUCGC